Messenger RNA from Oncorhynchus tshawytscha (Chinook salmon), 750 nucleotides. RefSeq lists its product as uncharacterized. Lineage: Eukaryota; Metazoa; Chordata; Actinopteri; Salmoniformes; Salmonidae. The coding region runs from base 29 to 733 and encodes 234 amino acids. Gene Ontology annotation, biological process: response to bacterium. The transcript is spliced from 6 exons. The record is from RefSeq and is a predicted model, not a curated record.
GGUCUGGCAGUGUAGAUCUAAACACAGAAUGGAACGCAUAUAUGUACCAGCGCUCGUCCUCUACGGCUUCUAUCUGACCCGUGUUGUGUGUGUCUCUCCUCCACCCUUAAUGGUGGUACAUUCAGGAGAAAAUGUCACCCUGCAAUGCAUCAAUGUCCUUAAAACACCCGGACAUGUUGGCUGGUUCAAGCAAGUCAACGGCUCAGAGCCGCUGUGCAUCACGUCUAUGUGGAGCUCCGUGCCAACUGUUCAUCAUCAAAAUGGAUUUCAGGGCAAGAGUAUUAAAAUGUUCAUGACCAACAUAACUAUCUUUCUCACAAUCACAGAGGUGGAAGUAGCUGAUUCUGGUCUGUACUUCUGUGGAAUGUCGGAUACCUGUUUCAUCUUCGCCAACGCGACUGUCCUGAAGGUCCAAGGUCACAAAGAUUAUGACAAGGACUCUACAGAGCUCAAUGGAGAAGAGGAAGAUGGAACCAUGAACCUCUUCCUGCUGGUUGUAAUCCUGGCUGUUGUAACUGCUGUUCUAUUGAUAAUCAUCCUCAUCCUGGUCCUCAAGGUCAGACGAGAUGCAAACAGACUAAACACAGGACCUGACUCGCAACAACUACAAAAUGAUCAGAACCAAGAUCCUGAUGCACUGAAUUAUGCUGCCCUGAAUUUCACCUCCAAGAAAAAGGAGAGAAGAGGAGAGAAGGAGCUGGACACCCAUGUAGUGUAUGCUGCUACAAGAUGACAAAGUGGAGGAUGGAG